CACAGCGUUCCGGUCCGAACACGCCACGUCGGGUCUGAACAGGCCAGCAAAGGCAGAGGGGGAGGGGAAGAGCGGCGGUGGAGCGCUGUUGGCACAGCGCCAAGUCGGCGGCCGCGGCCCUGUUGGCGCAUUCGUGUCGGCCGGGAACCAAUAGCAGCGCGGGACUCGGGCGGGGGGCUGGGGGUAUUGGUGGUGGUUUAGAACGUAGUGCAAGCUGGUGAAUUCAAGCGAAGUGGCCACGUCAGCUCACGAGCUUACGACGUGCCUGUGACUGGUGCGAUUCGAAUGCGGCUGCGUGGGAGUUUACCAUCGCGUCACUGCUGCGCGGUGUCCGGACUUGUGUGCGCCUGCGGACAACUCAGUUGAGCGCCGUCGCCGAAGGAGUGGGGGCAGGUGCCGAGUGAGAGCGAGCGGCAGGAAUGGUGCUGGGGCCCCAGUCGCGGCGUCUGCUGGCGGAGCCGAUGCCGACUGUUGUGCCGAGUCGCCAGCGCCCGCUGCCGAUGCUCGCGCGGCUGGAUACGAACACAGAGUAUGUGCUGCCGCACGCGCCGCCGCCGCAGCCGGUGCAGCCGGCCGGCGACCGGUUCGUGGAGUCUGCCGUGAACAACACGCUGCCGGCGCUGGAGCCGUGGCCGGGCCAGCACCGGUUCCGCGUGUCGGUGCGCACGCCGCCGCCGGCGCAGCACGGCCGCCAGCCGCCCUACGUGUUCGACAGGGAGACCAACAAGCUGUACGUCGACAUGAUCAUCGCGGUGACGUUCGCGUUCCGCGUCGCCGAAGGCACGGACACGACGCGUCUGCGCGUGUCGGCGCUGCCCGUCUACCCGGACAUGCACCACGUCAACACGCCGGUGCGCCGCUGUCCCACCCACCGGCUGCCCGAGCUCGAGUGCAACAACGGCGCCGGCAGCUUUAUCGACCACGUCAUUCGCGCCGAGCACGACGAUGCUGUGUACCAGGAGGGAGGCACUACUAAGGAGCGUCGCAGUGUGGUGGUGCCGUACGAACGACCGCCGCCGGGCACCCUCGACUACCUGGUCUCCUACCGGUUCUGCUGCAUGAACACCUGCGUGGGUGGCAUCAAUCGGCGCCGCCUGAUGGUCCUGUUCACCCUGGAGGACUCGAGCACCGGAGAGGCUUUGGGUCGGCAGUCUGUGGAGGUGAAGGUGUGUAAGUGCCCACACCGUGACGCGCGCACCGACCGGAGCCGCGCGCUGCCCAAGCAGCGCCGGCCGGCGUCCUCGCCCGACCCUCAGGAGCCGCCGGCGCGCCGUCCGUGUCCGGCCGGCCGCCUAGUCGUCGAGGUGGACGACAUGAUCGAAUACGACCACCUGAAGGCCGUGCUGGCGUCGUUCCGCGCGGCGCGCCGCAGUCUGCUGAGAGCCCGCUCCACCAGUGACAGCGCCGCGCCCGCGCCGCCGGCCUCCGUCAGUAGCGAUACGACCAGCAGCGAGCGGGAUUCCCCUGCUGAGCGGCGCACGCUGUUCAAAACUGAGGCGCCCUGACUGAGCUGAGUGCGCCGUCUGAUAGUGACGUUGGCCGAGGCGAGGAAGAUGUCGCUACUUUGAUCGCCGGUAGUUGACACUGCUGUCGCUACGACCGGCCCUUCAUUGUCGUCGAAGGAAGGCGAACCGAGGCGAUGAGCUGCUUGAGAGCUUGUUGCCAUCGAGAGUCUUUCAGUGUAUAUAGCUGGUUUGGUCCUUUUGAUUGGCUUACGCCCGGAGUGGUCCGUUUUGAACGCAGUGAUACUCUGAGCUGGAUGAUAAGUGUUAUUGAUAAGUGUUAUACGUGUCAACAACCAUAUUUGCUGUAUGGAUGUUUAAUGGAUCAUUGUAACUAGCUAGCAGUACGUGUAUGUGAGAUUAACGCUACCACAGCUUCAAAAAUAUAUGUGCUUUGAAGA
Molecule: messenger RNA, 1903 nt
Organism: Amphibalanus amphitrite
Lineage: Eukaryota; Metazoa; Arthropoda; Thecostraca; Balanomorpha; Balanidae
Product: cellular tumor antigen p53-like
Exons: 4
Coding region: 420-1505 (361 amino acids)
Biological process (GO): regulation of transcription by RNA polymerase II; apoptotic process
Cellular component (GO): nucleus
Molecular function (GO): RNA polymerase II cis-regulatory region sequence-specific DNA binding; DNA-binding transcription factor activity, RNA polymerase II-specific
Source: RefSeq, a predicted model, not a curated record